This is a messenger RNA of Plenodomus lingam JN3, 507 nucleotides long. NCBI's taxonomy places the organism in Eukaryota, Fungi, Ascomycota, Dothideomycetes, Pleosporales, Leptosphaeriaceae. The record is from RefSeq and is a predicted model, not a curated record.
AUGAGAUUCAACGCCGUCAUCGUCGCCACCAUCCUCGCCGUCACCGUCUCCGGUGCCGCUCUCCCCCAGGAGUCCGCCCCCGCCCCUGCCACCAUCGACGACACAACCGUCGAAGUUGAAGAAGCCGAGGAAGCAGACUUUGAAAAGCGCGACCCAGGCCUUCGCUACACACGCUGGAGACCCGUCGGAACCGUCUUCGGCAAGCGCGAGGCCGCUGCUGAAGCCGAAGCCAAGGUCCGCUACACCCGCUGGAGGCCCGUCGGCACCGUCUUCUCCAAACGCGAGGCAGAAGCCCACGCAGAAGCCGAAGCCCUCUUCCAGAAGCGCGAGGCUGAGGCGUCUGCUGAGCCCGGGUACACCCGCUGGAGGCCCGUUGGCACCGUCUUCGGCAAGCGCGAGGCAGAAGCCCACGCAGAAGCCGAAGCCCUCUUCGCCAAGCGCGAGGCCGAGGCGUCUGCUGAGCCUGGGUACACUCGCUGGAGGCCCGUUGGCACUGUCUUCGGUUGA